This is a messenger RNA of Cotesia congregata, 3525 nucleotides long. The record is from the annotation of a GenBank genome assembly. Lineage: Eukaryota; Metazoa; Arthropoda; Insecta; Hymenoptera; Braconidae.
AUGAACGUAAUGAAUACGGAGAAUUUGGGAGGUCGAGGUAGAGGAAGACGCGGCCGGGUAAGAGGAAAAAUCGCCAGGCGAGGAUACGGAACGACAUCGUCAUCUGGAAGAGGGAGAAGUUCCGGCCGUGGUAGAACUACUGAUUCGGGUACUGGGAGGAUAACGACGUCAAGUAUCUCAGAUGUUCAAGAAAGAUAUGUAAUAAUGGCAAUUACCUCUGGCCGUGGUGAAGCUAGAGGAGAAGUUGGAAUAGCGAUCAUGGAUGUACAACAUCCUCACAUGAUAAUUUGUCAAAUAAGCGACUGCAAUUCAUACAUUAACACACUCACUAAAAUACAUACAUACAAUCCAAUCGAGAUUAUAAUGCCAGACACAAUGUGUGAAGCUGGUAAUAAUCUAUAUACUACAAUUCGAAGAAGAUUUGAAGAUAUAGACAUUUCUGGAGUCAGUCGCAUACAUUUUUCUGAUACAAUUGGAUUAGAGAAAAUCAAAACACACUGCGCUCCAGAAUUUUCAUCUGUUGAACUUGCAGUUCACCAAAAAUAUUACGCACUUGCUGCGACAGCAGCUUUGAUAAAAUACAUAGAAUUUAUCCAACAUGUUCAAUAUAUGCCCCAAUCAAUGCGCAUCGAGUACGAAGGGUCUCAAAAUAAUACAAUGAUUGACAUUGAAAGCGCGCAAAGCUUGGAAUUAAUUACAGCUCAUGGAGGCCAGCCAAACUUUUGUCUUUUUGGAGCUCUUGAUCGAUGCUCAACACCAAUGGGUCGGAGAUUACUGAGAGCUUCUAUUCUUCAGCCUCCUUGUAAUGUUGAUAUUAUAACUGCUCGACAAAAGUGUAUUGAAGAAUUCGUCAAUAGUCGAUCAGUCUUUUCAAUAACUCAACCUAUCGUUCGACGUUUGUACGGAGUCAGUCGACUUCUCAGUUUGGGAAUAACUUCACUUGAAGGCGAUGCAAUUCAAAAAGCUGAAAGAAAUCUUAAUUAUAUACUGUUAUUAAAAAAUACUAUUGAUAUAAUUCCUGAAUUAAGAGCAGCUCUGAGUACUACUCAAGCGGCUUUUUUUCAAAAAGUUCAAACUGAUCUCGAAGAUACUCGGUUUGAAAUGAUGAAAGAAGCAAUCUUGAAAAUCAUCCAUGAAGACGCGAUGUCUUUAAUGGGAUAUUCUUCAGCGAACAUGCAAAGAUGCUUUGCUAUUAGACCUAAUAUUAGCCAGCUACUAGACAUUGCUCGACAAGCUUAUUGUGAAUUAAUUGAUGACAUGCAGUCUAUGGUUUUAAAAUUGGGUGAAAAAUAUUCUCUUCCAUUGACUCUAAGUUGUAACAUGUCUUUUGAACCACUUGUUGUAAUGGGUACUCAUUGUAAAGAUGCUUGUGAAGAAAUUCAUAUAAUGAGUGAUGUAGUAAUGAUCGACGCAUUAACCGAAAUAAGGAAUCACAUCGGCUGUUUGUUCCGUCUAAAUGACAAUAUUGCAGAACUAGACCUCAUAUUGUCUUUAGCUCAAAUAAGUUCUAUAUCAGAUUACGUAAAACCAAUAUUCGAGUCAGAACUUGAAGUUCGUAACUCGAAACAUCCUGUGAUGGACAUACUAGGAGUCGAAUCUCCAACACCCAAUGACAUAAUUGCUUCAGUUCACUACAAUUACCACAAUAUAACCGGCCCAAAUAUGGGCGGCAAGACAAUUUACUUGAAGCAAAUAAUUCUUUUGCAAAUAAUGGCCCAAAUAGGCUGUUAUAUACCUGCUACAAAAGCUGUAUUCCGAGUUGCUGAUCGAAUAUUCUGCAGACUUGGAGAUCGAGAUGAAAUUGAGUUCAAUGCGUCGACUUUUAUGCUUGAAAUGAAAGAAGCGCAGUAUAUUUUGCAGUCCAUCACACCCCAGUCGUUAGUUGUUUUAGAUGAAUUAGCUAGAAGUACUACAGUCGAAGAAGGAGCAUCUAUUGCUUGGGGAAUAAGUAAACAGCUUUUGAAGACACAAGCGUUUAUUUUCAACGCUACGCAUUUUUUAUUUUUAUUAAAACUUGUUGAUCUGUAUCCAAAUGCUACAAACCAUUACAUGGAAGCUCUUUUAAAAAACGAUGAAAUUGAUCCUCUUCAAAGAAGACUUAUUUACACUCACAAACUGAAGCAAGGUAUUUCAAAAAUAGAUCAUUACGGAAUAACAUUAGCCCGAUCAUCAGGUUUGCCUCAAAGUAUUGUAGACGAAGCUCAAGAAUUAGCCCUGACUUUUUCUAAAAAUCUAAAACUCAAACAAACAAACGAUAUGACUGAGCGUGAGCGUCGAGUGGUUGCUCAGCGUAAAAUAAAUUACGACGCGAUGAUUGCAAUAUACAAAGAGUUUUCAAAAGAAAUAGUAGAUACUGAGUACAUUUAUCAGAUAAUGAAAAAUAUCAAAGAAAUUGAUUACACUGGUUGCGAAAUCGCUGAUCAAAAUGAGCAAGUUUCAGUUUUAUCUACUUUGACAGCGCGGACAGAAAAAGCUAAGAACAAUCAAUCAGAACCCAUGAGUCAGGAAGAAUUUAAAAAACCUAAAGCUGUUCAGCCUCAGCCGGUCAAAAAAGUAGUUUCAAAUCAAGAAAAUAUUCAACCGAUAAAAAGAUUUUUAGUUCCUGGGUCAGAAUUUGAAGAUUCUAAAAUUCCGACUAAAAUUCUCAAGCUCGCUUCACCCUUAAAAACUUCCACUCCAUUUUCUAAAAAAUCAGUCGAUGUAAAGCCGCUUGCAGAGAGAAAUUAUGACCAAAGUAUGAAUUCACUCUUAAGUUUACUUACCAACAGCAAAAAAAUAUUAGCGAAUCCUUUUAACAAUCCAGAUUCGCCGCUUUUUAUUCCCAAAUCACAACCCAGUGUAUUUAAUCCGUCGCAUAAUGAUUGUCUGACUGAAUUAAGAUCUCCGUUAUUAUUAAAAGAUAAAUCACGGCUUACUUAUUCGAAGGUAGACCCGCGUUAUCACGUCCCUAAUCAAUUCUACGGAAUUCAGAAACUCUUCAAGCAAAUAAGCUUGUCUCCUGAAAGCAAGCGCAAGCAGCAAGACUCCUCUGAUACUUCAUCUAGAAAUCAAACUUCUUCAGAAACUUUGAUUGAAAAUUUAGUAAAUAAUCCAGCGAUACCCAGUACUUCAAAACCUGAAGCUCACUCAUUAAAAAUUAACACUUCGACCAGCAAAAUUCCGGAAGAAUACACUUACAUGCGGCACAUAUUGAAAAAUUUACCCUGGCAAAAAAAUUCGGAGCAAUUGAAAGAGAAAUUUAAAACAGUAUCUAGCAAAGCUGACAAUUUUUAUUUCUCUUCGGAUGUCGUGACGAGGAAUGCUAAUCUUCCGACGAAUGAUCGUGAGAAUAUAGAACAUUUGUUGAACUACCAAUCGCCGUCAAAGUCGACUAUUGAGGACGUUAAUCCUUUGGAUUUUUGCCAAGUGUUGACCACUGGACCCUCGGACCUGGAUAGAAUGCUUUCGAGAGAAAUAAAUGAAAAUAAUUACGAAUUGACUCCCGAUACAUCGCAAACUUCAUCCAAUAGGUUAUCUCACAUUUAA